Molecule: messenger RNA, 177 nt
Organism: Entrophospora sp. SA101
Lineage: Eukaryota; Fungi; Glomeromycota; Glomeromycetes; Entrophosporales; Entrophosporaceae
Source: the annotation of a GenBank genome assembly
AUGUUGCUCUCAUUAGUUAAACAAGAAUAUGAAGAAGAAAAAUCUGUCAUUCUUCCGAUGAUGACUAAUAAUGAGAAUGAAAAAACCGGCGCAAGAAUUUCCGUCCUGAAACGUAGACAUUUAGAUUAUGCGAGACGUCAACAAUCAUUUUCGGUAUUAUUUUCAUUAAGUUCAUAG